UCUUAACAUCCAAACUCCUCCCUCUCUCUCUCCCUCUCUACUUUCCCUAUUUCUGUUCAACACGCUCACUCUCAGCUGCUAGCACCACAGGUACUCAUCACGAGAACCCAAACAAACCCAGCUGCUGGCUAGCACCACGGUUACCCCCCCGCCAUACUCAGCUGCUGCUAGCACCGCAGCUACUCGUCACAACCCCCCCCACCAACAAACUCAGCAGCUUCUCUCUAAUGGCUGGCUAUUAUUUUGCCAAGCAACUAUGAAAAUCACCGGAAAACCACUCUCGACGGCCAAGCUGGACUUAUUAGAUCUUAAGCCUCGAAGGAAAACCCGAAAUCCGAGCCUGAUCCGAUUGAGGAGACCACCCGAGACGCCUUUGUUGAGAUGGAAGAUCCAAGAAGAUAAACAUAAGGAUAAUAAUGAUAGGAAUAGGAAUGUAGGCGUUGAGGAGGAGGAUAGUGGUCGCCAUCGCAGUUUCCGUCUGAGAGGUCACGUCUCGGCGAGGAAGCUUGCCGCUGGGUUAUGGCGGCUUCAGCUGCCCCAUACCGUCCGUGAAGAGAGGUGGAGGGAUCAGUUAGGGUUUCAGCAUGGUAUGGGCCAUCUCGGCAUCGCAGUUGUACCUCAUCACAACGACAAAGUGUAUGUUCCUGAUGCAAACAAUCUUCUGGGGAACUCUACUGGUGCGAGGAACAGAUUCUUGUGCAAGCCUGGGCCCACGUUUCAGUUUUCCAACUCUGCUAUGGAGGGCGCAACUAAGUGGAACCCUGUAUGCUUGGAAAGAUCAGAUGAGCUACAGCAGUCCCAUAGCCAGUUGAAGUGUCUUGAUCAACAGGUGAGUGCUGUCUCUGUGGUUUCUGCACUUGAAGCUGAACUAGAGCAGGCUCGAGCACGCAUUCAGGAGCUUGAGAUUGAGCGUCAAUCUUCAAAAAAGAAAGUGGAGCACUUCUUGAAGAAAGUAAGCGAGGAAAGGGCUGCAUGGAGGAGCAGAGAGCAUGAGAAAAUCCGUGCAUCAUUUAGUGACAUUAAAGCUGACCUGAGCCAUGAAAGGAAAAAUCGUCGAAGUUUGGAAAUUGUAAAUUCCAAGCUGGUUAAUGAUCUGGCUAAUGCAAAAGUAUCAGCAAAGAGAUAUAUGCAGGACUGUGAAAAGGAAAGGAAGGCGAGAGAAUUGAUCGAGGAAGUAUGCGACGAGCUCGCUAAGGAAAUUGGUGAAGACAAGGCUGAAGUUGAAGCAUUAAAGAGGGAGUCCUUGAAACUCAGAGAGGAAGUUGAUGAGGAAAGGAGGAUGUUGCAGAUGGCUGAGGUUUGGCGUGAAGAACGUGUCCAAAUGAAGCUAGUUGAUGCCAAGGUGGCCCUUGAAGAGAAGUAUUCCUACAUGAACAAUCUUGUAGCUGAUUUAGAAGUUUUUCUAAGGUCAAGAAGUGCAACCCAAGGUUUAAAGGAAAUGAAAGAAGCUGAAUCUGUCAUACAAGCUGCCGCCUCGGUGCAUAUUCAGGAUAUAAAGGAAUUCACGUAUGAGCCCCCAAACCAAGAUGAUAUCUUUUCUAUUUUUGAGGAUGUCAACUUUGGUGAAACGAAUGAUAGAGAAAGUGAACCAUGCAUUGCUUACAGCCCUGCUAACCACGGAGCAAAAAUUUACACUGUGAGCCCUGAAGUUGACGUGAUUAACAAGGACGGCAACCAUGGACAUUCUGAAGCCUUUGUUCAUCAGAAUGGUGAUAUAGAAGAAGAUGAGAGUGGGUGGGAAACCGUGAGUCAUCUUGAAGAUCAGGGCUCAAGUUAUUCGCUAGAUGGCAGCAUCCCAUCUGUCAACAAGAAUUGCCGGGAAAGUAACGUCUCAGGUAGUGCAACUGAAUGGGAAGAAAAUGCAUGUGAUGAAACCCCGAUCACUGAUAUCAGUGAAUUGUGCUCUAUGCCAAGAAGACAGUUGAAGGCGUCUUCUAUCACUAGGUUUUGGAGAUCUUGUCCGAACAAUGGGGACAGCUACAAAAUAAUCUCAGUGGAUGGGUUGAAUAGUAGGCUUUCAAAUGGAAGGAAAUCUAAUGCUGGAAUAAUGUCUCCAGAUAAGGUGUCUGGUGAAAGUGGAAUCAGCCCCCCGGAUUUGGUGGGGCAGUGGAGUUCGCCUGACUCUGUGAAUCCUCACAUGACUCGAGGAAUGAAGGGCUGCAUUGAUUGGCCGCGAGGACAUAAGAACAGCUUGAAGGCAAAGCUCUUAGAGGCAAGGAUGGAGAGUCAGAGAGUCCAGCUGCGCCAUGUUCUUAAACAGAAGAUUUAGAUGCAGGCAAUGCAAGCCUUGUUUAUGAAUAUUGCUCAUGAAACCAAAUGGAAAUAAAUAGCACCAUUUCUGACUUGGCAAAAUGAGAAAAUGCAUCGGUUUCUUUCA
This is a messenger RNA of Populus trichocarpa (black cottonwood), 2377 nucleotides long. RefSeq lists its product as uncharacterized. Bases 257 to 2269 code for a protein of 670 amino acids. Lineage: Eukaryota; Viridiplantae; Streptophyta; Magnoliopsida; Malpighiales; Salicaceae. The transcript is spliced from 3 exons. The record is from RefSeq and is a predicted model, not a curated record.